AUGUCAGCAUACAUGCACAAGGAAUUCUGUCAGUUGCAGCCCAUGCAGCAUAGUGGACAUGUGAAGGGCGACAUCAAAAAUGCUCCUGCCACCUUGGCAUCUCCCGAGUACAGUGCCAAUCAGAAUCUCAUGGCAGUAGACCAGAGUCCAGUGUACCUUUCUCCCUAUAUGGAAAACAGACAUGAUUAUUCCUCUAUAGCUUUCUGCAGCCCUUCUGUUAUAAACUACAAUGUACCGGGAAAUUCUAGUGAUUCUGAGAGUUCCAUCAUGAGACAGACUAUGAGCCCAAGUUUAAUGUGGACAGCUCCAGAUCAUAUGUCCCCGGUGACUUUACAUUGCCAGUCCUCACUGUUGUAUGCAGAGCCACCCAGGAGCCCAUGGUUUGAAGCCAAACCUGAAGAACAUGUUCUGCCAAUUAACCGGGAAGUCAUGAAAAGAAAAUCCAUAGGAGGUGAAUGUACUAAUCAUAUUGGAAGUAACCCGGGCUCGAAAAGAGACACCCACUUCUGUGCAGUGUGCAGCGAUUACGCCUCUGGUUACCACUAUGGAGUCUGGUCUUGUGAGGGCUGUAAAGCUUUCUUCAAGAGGAGCAUCCAAGGACACAAUGAUUAUAUCUGCCCUGCUACAAACCAGUGCACCAUAGACAAAAACAGGCGAAAAAGUUGUCAAGCAUGUCGACUGCGCAAGUGCUUUGAAGUGGGGAUGAUGAAAUGUGGAACAAGGCGUGAACGUUGUGGGUACCGCAUUAUACGCCAUCGCCGCCACUCUGAGGAUCAAAUGCAUUGCUUUGGGAAAAGCAAGAAAAUAAUUGAAAACAUAGGCAGAGUUAAAGAAGUUCUUCCCUGUGCCUUGGGCCCAGAGCAGUUUGUGUUAUCGUUAAUUGAAGCGGAACCCCCCAAUGUUUUAUUAAUGAAUCGCCCUUGCAAACCUUUUACUGAAGCGUCCAUGAUGAUGUCACUGACUAAGCUCGCUGACAAGGAACUGGUUCACAUGAUAGCAUGGGCAAAGAAAAUACCAGGCUUUGUGGAAUUGAGUCUAUAUGAUCAAGUUCGCUUGUUGGAGAGCUGCUGGCUGGAAGUUCUAAUGAUGGGACUCAUGUGGAGGUCAAUAGAACAACCUGGAAAGCUUAUCUUUGCACCUGAUCUCACUGUUGACCGGGAUGAAGGCAAAUGCGUGGAAGGAAUUUUGGAAAUCUUCGAUAUGCUGCUGGCUACAACUUCAAGAUUUCGAGAGCUUAAACUUCAACACAGAGAGUACCUGUGCCUGAAGGUCAUGAUCCUGCUGAAUUCUAACAUGUUUCCAUUAUCAAGCUCUGAGGAGGAAUCAGACAGCAGCAGGAAACUGCACCACCUCUUAAACACUGUCACUGAUGGACUGGUCUGGGUCAUAGCCAAGAGUGGAAUUCCCUUCCGGCAGCAGUCCUCCCGUUUGGCCAACUUACUGAUGUUGCUUUCCCAUGUGCGGCAUGCCAGUAACAAAGGGAUGGAGCAUCUGCUUAGCAUGAAGUGUAAGAACGUGGUGCCUGUCUAUGACUUGCUGCUAGAGAUGCUGAACGCUCACACACUCCGGGAUCAUAGAAAGCCGAUGGCAGCUGCCAGCUACUGUGCCAAAGCAGACGGUAGGGACCCCAGCUCCCAGCCACCUCAGUGA
Staurois parvus is the source of this 1650-nucleotide messenger RNA. The record is from the annotation of a GenBank genome assembly. NCBI's taxonomy places the organism in Eukaryota, Metazoa, Chordata, Amphibia, Anura, Ranidae.